Coffea eugenioides is the source of this 709-nucleotide messenger RNA. RefSeq lists its product as uncharacterized. Lineage: Eukaryota; Viridiplantae; Streptophyta; Magnoliopsida; Gentianales; Rubiaceae. The record is from RefSeq and is a predicted model, not a curated record. Bases 55 to 441 code for a protein of 128 amino acids. The transcript is spliced from 2 exons.
ACAAGACUAGUAAUUCAACUAGUAUCUUUCCUAACUAAUUUGAAGACGGAAAAUAUGAGGUCUUGCUUAGUGAUCCUCCUCUUCUUCUCAGUUGUUUCGUGUGAUCAGGUUUCUUGUGAUUUGUUACCCUCAAGAAUCUACCACUGCACUACUAAGAUCUUCUUAAUUGUACAUGAUCAUCAGCUUGUGUGUAUUAGCGAGGCAGCAAGACACGGACCAGAGGAUUACUGGAAGAAGAUCAUGCAAGAUGAACAGAUGCCUAAAGCACUCACAGACCUCUUCCAUGAAGAUUCAUCAAGAUCAGAUGAUCAUCAUCAUCGCCGCCACUCCGAUAUCAACGUCCAGAAGCAGCCUGAGACUUUGAACAUGAAGCGUUUCCUCACAAACUUUGAUACGGCUCCCAAUCUCAUAAUCUAUCAAAACAAGGUUGUCAUCCAUUGAUUAACGAAGCUCAUCAUUGUCGUCAUCGUCAUCGUCAUCAUAUAUGGGGCGAGAUAUUAGUAUUACUUUUGGGCUAUUACGCGCAUAUGUAGAUUAGCAGCAACUCAGGGCAUUGUAUAUCUAUUGCUGUAAUGAAAUCUAGGGUACGUAUAGGAUGAGUGUACAAGUAUUAGGACAGCAACAGAUAAAGAAGAGCGGCCAUGUAGUCAGAUUUUUUCGUUGCUUGCAGUGAAUUUGUUAUAUAUAUUAUCAACGUUCAUCAAUCGUC